AUGGCUACUCUCACGCGCGCAUCUCGAAUUCGCAAUCCCGCACUCUUCAUCUGCGACAUCCAAGACAAAUUCCGCACUGGAAUCUACGAGUUCCCCAAACUGUACGAAUCUCAUGUCCCCAAAAUAAUAGAAUCCCAAUGGCCAACCAACCAAACAGCGUCUCAACAACAGAAAAAAUGCUCCGCGCAGCCUCGGCCCCCUCAAACCCCCGUGUUCAUAACAACCCAAAACCGCGCCAAACUUGGCAAUACUGUACCAGAACUCCAACAACACCUCAACGGCCCACACAUCCGAGCCGACGUAGACAAAACCCUCUUCUCAAUGAUAACCCCAGAGAUUGAGAAGUUACUCCCAGCGCCAGGCUCGACGCCCCUUGACGUUAUAAUCGUCGGACUCGAGACGCACAUUUGCGUGACGCAGACUACCCUCGAUCUUCUCGAGCGCGGCCACCGAGUUUACAUCCUCGUUGAUGGCGUUAGCAGCAUUAACCCCGAGGAGAGGGGUGUUGCGCUUGCAAGAUUGAGGGAUGCUGGAGCUGUUGUGACGAGUAGUGAAAGUGUGCUUUUUGAAAUUCUCGGUGAUGCUUCGCAUGAGGCGUUCCGGGCUGUUAGUGGGCUUGUUAAGGAGACUAAGGAGAGUACGAAGGGGGCUUUGGGGGUUUUUUCCAAGAUUUGA
This is a messenger RNA of Penicillium crustosum, 675 nucleotides long. RefSeq lists its product as uncharacterized. The record is from RefSeq and is a predicted model, not a curated record. Lineage: Eukaryota; Fungi; Ascomycota; Eurotiomycetes; Eurotiales; Aspergillaceae. Bases 1 to 675 code for a protein of 224 amino acids. The transcript has 3 exons.